AUGUUUGCUUCUCAAUAUCCGCCACCACUAAAUCCACCCAGAACAACAGGUCAACAUCAUCACAAAGAAACUAUUUGGAGAAUUCUUCUCGAUAUAAUUAGUCUUAUAAUAUUAAUUGCUAUAGCAGUUAUUAUAAAUUUUGUUGCAAAACCAUUUACACGGGGUUUUUUCUGUUCGGAUACAUCAAUACAAUAUCCAAAACAAGAUAAUACAAUACCAACUUCUGCUGCUGUUAUUUUAUCAAUAGGUCUUCCAAUUAUUUGGAUGUGGAUCACAGAGAUUUGUAAACAAAUUUAUUUUAAAAUAUAUGAAAAAAAAAUGUAUAUGACUUAUGUAGAAAUAUCUUACUUACGAGCAAUAUUUGUAUAUCCAUUGGUUCGUAAUUUAUAUAUACUCACGGUUAUAUUUUUCUAUGGUUAUCUUGCAACUUUCAUUUUAACUGAAAUUGCAAAGAAUUUUGUCGGUGAAUUACGCCCCAAUUUUCUAGCCGUAUGCCAACCGACUUACAAUUGUUCAGCUGUCACAUCAUUAAGUCAAUUUCAUAGUUAUCUUCAAUACGAAAGUAAUUAUACAUGUCAGAAUACAGAUGACUCAGCCGUACGAGAUGCACGCAAAGCUUUCUUUAGUGGACAUGCUUCGGCCAUAUUUUAUGGUUUCGUUUGGUUGAUAAUGUAUAUUCAUGUUUCAUGGUCAUGGCGUCAUCUUGGCAUUGUGGGCCAUUUAUUUCAAGUUGGUAUUGCUAUACUUGCAUUUUAUAUUGCUUACACGCGUAUUAGUGAUUUUCAACAUAAUUGGUAUGAUGUAUUAGUGGGCAUUAUUGUCGGUUCUUUUAUAGCAUUUUUCACAUUUAAAUUUAUCCUGGAUUGGCGUCGUUAUACUCCUCCAUUUCUUCCUUACAUAGUAAGCUCAUCACCAAGAACAUCACCAGUAUUUCAACCAGGCCACGGUGAUUUUAGUUUCUCGAAUUCAUAUAAUGUACGCGAGCCGAUUCGUUAUUUUUAUUAA
Molecule: messenger RNA, 1005 nt
Organism: Rotaria socialis
Lineage: Eukaryota; Metazoa; Rotifera; Eurotatoria; Philodinida; Philodinidae
Source: the annotation of a GenBank genome assembly